CCUGCUAAUGGAGGCGUACAUACGACAAAAGCGUGCUUCUCCUGGCAUGGUGCAGGCCAGUGACUUACAAAUAACCCGUCCUAUGUCCGGGCUGCGCACAACAACGGCUAAUAGCCGCGAGUUGCACGCUUACGACGGUCCAAUGCAGUUCAUCAGCUCGCCACACAACCCCGAUCAAUUAUUAAGUAAUACCACUACCAACACAACGCCAACGAAUACCACCGUUAUCCCCAGCAGCAACAUGGUCAUCUCGAAUGGGCGAGAACGCGGCAGUAAUUCGAACAAUAUGCGUCCGCGAACAGCUCAUAUGACGAGUCACAUCAUCAAUCAAGAGGAUUUAAUUGAGGAAAUAUCCUCCCAUGAGCUCGAAGACGACGAAAGUAAUCCGGUCAACCAUGUGGCCACCAAUGGACAAAGGCAAAGACAACGCCAACAACAACAAUUGCAACAGCAUCACCAACACUCCUACAGUCACGACCAGGAUAGCAGCACACUGGACGAAGACGAUUACGUGAAUCGCAAUAUCGAGGAAGCAGCACCUGUAAUGCCAUUAAAUCAUAGCAUCGCAAAUAGCAUUGCAUCACAUACGAACAGCACUACCAUUGUCGCAGCCACCAGUGCUCGCAGCUCAUCGGCUCAAUCCGCUGGUUCUGCCAACCACACUGCCAAUACCUCGAAUAGUGCGCAACAAACGUCCUCGACGGCGGACGCCAGCGGCGAACCGGAAGGUGACCUCAUCGGCAACAUCGACCAAUUCGUUAUACAACCAGCGGCACAGGGUGUGCUCUUCAAAUGUCGCAUAACACGCGACCGGAAAGGUAUGGAUCGUGGCCUUUUUCCGAUCUACUAUUUGCAUUUGGAGCGGGAUUAUGGAAAGAAAAUAUUUCUCUUGGGUGGACGCAAACGGAAGAAGAGUAAAACAUCCAAUUAUAUUAUCAGCUGCGAUCCUACGGACUUAUCUCGCAACGCGGAGGGCUUCUGCGGCAAAUUGCGUUCCAAUGUGUUCGGCACCUCCUUUACAGUGUUCGAUAACGGCAGCAAGGACAGCACGGAGAAUCCACGACUUGAUUUGGGCGUUAUCAUCUACGAUACCAAUAUCUUAGGUUUCAAAGGUCCACGCAACAUGACAGUAAUACUGCCCGGCAUGACGGAAGAAGAUCAACGCGUAAAAAUCAGUUCAGCCGAUCCCAAACAACAGGGUAUACUUGAUUUGUGGAAAAUAAAGAACAUGGACACAAUAGUGGAGUUGCAUAAUAAGACGCCCGUCUGGAAUGAUGAAACACAGUCUUAUGUACUCAAUUUUCAUGGGCGUGUUACGCAGGCAUCGGUUAAGAAUUUUCAACUCGUACACGAUUCUGAUCCCGAUUAUAUAGUCAUGCAAUUUGGACGUACCUCCGAGGAUGUAUUCACCAUGGAUUACCGUUAUCCAUUGUGUGCACUGCAAGCCUUUGCAAUAGCGUUGAGCAGUUUUGAUGGCAAAAUUGCGUGCGAAUAGAAGAAUGUGACAACGCUGAGAGACGUUGAGAGACAAAGGAGGGGAAAUGGGACUAUGUGGAAUUAAUUAGAAUAGUAACAACAAAUGAUUUGAGGAAUGAAGGAAAUGGUACAGAUUAGAAAGAAGUAAGAAAUAAUGCAGAUUUGCUCAAAGAGAAACAGAUCAAAAGAAACUACGGUGAAAAAUCAAAACAAAAAAAAAGCGCAUGAAUUUAACUAAAAUGGUUGCCUUAGUUGAGAGCGUUCGAGGGCGCUGGAAAAUUACCUAUGUAUGUGUGUACGUGCACCGACUUGAUUUACACUAGUAUUUUUUACAUACCAAUUAAGAAGUAAAAGAAGGAAACAAAUAGAAAUACGAAUACAUUUAUACAGUUACCAGAUAUAAAUUAUGUAAUUUGAAAGAAAUAACUAAUACUCGUAAUAGAUCGAAUUGUUGCGAUUCGAUGAGUUAAAGCAAGUCAAAGAAAACCUCAUGCAACAAAAUGUAAUGAUUAUUUUCAAUGCAGCUUUUGAACCACAAACCGUGAUUUGUAUGUGAACUUUGUAGAAAUUUUCGGUUGUUUUUAAUUAUUUUACGCAUUGGUUUCACAAAUGUCACCAUUUACAGCCAAAUCCAAAGAGCAAAGUAUUCAUGCUAUGCUUGUAAUCUUCUUCUGUGUUAGGAAUGAAGACACCAUUUUUUCAAACAUUUUUAUUUUAUUUUUCAACACGCUCCAACCACUUUUUAACACCUCCAAAAAAUAGGAUUUUUCGAACUUUCCCAAGUACACCUCUGUCUCGGCGAUGACUUUCUCGUUUGAACAAAAUUUUUCCUGCAGAUUCGCCGGGAGAAAUCCAUUGUUUUGAUUAUUGCUUAGUUUCUGAUGUGUAAUGAUGAAUUCGGGUUUCAUAAACGGUGCAACUCGACACGAAAAUUCCUUCGGAUCUCGCUUAAAUUGCUUCAAACAACUCUUCGAAGUUAAAAGCCCCAUCCGCUUGUUGUCCGCAGUGAGCAAUCGCCAACUUAUCAUAUAAAAUAUUAAUUGCCGUUCCGGUCGACACACCUAUGGCCUCUAUUUCUUCGCGCACUUUCGUUCGUCGAUCAGCGAGAAUCAUCGUGGACUCUUUGAAUGAUUUCGUCGGUAGCGACGUCUGCCGGGCCUCCUGGUCGUUCCUCAUCAAAAACGGAUGUUCCCCCACGUUUUAAUUCGUGGCUUUUAUCUUCUCGCAUUUUCCCCAUCGAAAAACAAAAAGCGAAUUACCGAACGAUACAGCUCCCUUUUCAUCUUAGCGAAAAUCACGAAACACGUCUUGCUCGAAUAGCUGCUAAAUCCGGGUGAUAGGUUAGCUAUUAAAUCAGUCUGAAAUUUGUUUUGCCGUCAUUUGAAAGAUGGCAGCACACGAUGCUAACACCAACUUCUUCAGCAACACCUUCUGUCAUCAAAGACGGGUACUUGUUGAACCGCCCUCGUAUGCUAUCCACGGCUUCGUCUCUCCAGUUGUGUACGUUCAUUUCCUUAUGAUCUGAUUCGACGUCAUUUAACGAUCUCUUUAGUGGUGCCCUCUUUUUCUCCCUCCAAUGAGUGUUAAAACGAAAGCUUUUCUAGCAUUUCUUUCGGCAUGCGCAAUGCGUUACCAAUCCAUCUAAUCCGUUGGGCUUUGAAAAACCCUAUUAAAUUUUGUCUUGGACGAAAGCGCCGGUUUAUUAAGAAUUGACACAAACAACGCUUUAAGGUUAAAAGUCAAAUGGCAACUCUUUCCUCCAACUUCAGUGAAGUAAAACGUCGCGCCUACUUCAACCAUUUCCUGCAAAAUUUUCAUAAUCGAAAAAGAAAAAUGAUUGAAUAGGUAUACAAAAAUGACGAGAGGUCCUCUUUUAUGUCAUGUAAAAAAACAUAGUAAUAUCAGGUAACUCAUUAGUUAAAAUUAACUGUGCCUCAGACAUACAACCAGUUUUAACCAGCGUUAAAGAAUUUUUUCUCGAAAUUUUGGAUUUUUUAGAUUAUAAUUUUUGCUCUUGGACGAUUACCAAUCCACUUUUUUAAGAGCUUUUCUUUAAUAUUUCCUCAUACCGCCUAGGCAAGUAAAGGAAUAUUAUUUCCAGACUAAACUAAACUGCUUCAUUUGCGGGGACACUAGUCCAUGACUCGUAAACUACCGAUUUGUUUGAAGCGAAUUAUGGUCAAAUGCAACUCGAGAAAAGCCAGCGUUCAGCAAUCAAUAGGAAUCGAAAUGUAGCAUCGAAUGAACGUGCAACAUUUGUUUGAGACUAGGAAGGACUUUGUUUUCUACUGCACGGUCAGCCGAAUUAAAUCAUUUUUUUGUUGGAAUGCCAUUUAUACAUAUAUUAUAUGUAGAAUGAGCACUCCAUAAAGGGAUUUUAAAGAAUUGUAUUACUGGUCCGAUUAAAUUCAUCUUCAGGAAACAUAAAAUAUUAGUUACAUGAGAUAAAAUAUUAGAAAAAAAGGGGCGAGAGUUAAUAUUUUCCCUAUGAUCUUAUUUAUGAUUCAAAGGGCUAAUGAAAGCCUUUUUCCAAUUUUGAUAAAUUUGUUCACUCUUAGUCCUCAGUUCAACGGAAAAGCAUUUGUAAACAUAAGUGCAGUAAGGAAGGAAGGAAAGCUUAAAGGCUCAAACCUCCUUUUAAGAAUUUGAUGAAAUUUCCCAGCUCUAACUUUUAAUAUAAGAAACAUGCGUGUGGCAGAUGGAUCAGAUCAAGGCGGAUGUAUUAUAGGUCAUGGCAUUCACCCAGAUGAUUUUUUCGCCAUAGCUGUGAAUAGCGUCAAAAUUAUUUGUGUUGUUCUGUGUGUUUACUUUGCUUUUGUGAGCAUUGAGAAUGUAAAUUGAAAUAUUCCAACAAAAAAAAACAUAAAAGUGUAUUGCGCUUGAAGAAAGUUAAGCGGGGUAAAGCACUCUUUUUUGGCAUUCCUGGAGGGGAACCGAAAUGGCAAGUGUGGAGGAGAGCAUGCGGAUUUUGAGGUGAUAGAAUUCAAAAAGCAAAAACAAAAUACAAGUAUGUUUUUACUUAUAUGCGGAUGCUAUCACCUGUAAUACAUUCGCUUUGGGCCAUAUUUCACUUAGGGGAAAGCUUCACGUCUGUGAGUAUUUUUUCACUAAAUUUUUAUUUCAUAGAUAUGCAUAUAACUGUAAACUUGCUUGCAACAGCAUUCGUUGAAAUUGUGCAUACUUCCUAGUAUUACCACUACAUCCUUGACACGUUCGUAUUGUGCGGCUAAUAUUCGAGCAGUUGUAUUUUCGUUAGAUUAUAAAAUAAAUUAUAUAAAUUAUAAAAUUAUAUAAUAUUUAUUUCUAGUCACUAAUUUAGCCAUUUAAUUUGGCUGCAUAGUUUUAAAUCGUCAAUAAAAAUCAAAUAAAUUAUUUUACUAAAUUAGGUAAUUCAGUUGAUUCAGUUGCCGAAAAAAAAAUUAUUUUCAAGAAAAUCAUCUACGUACAUGAGUUUUGUGGAUAAUUGUACUUAUUAUUUUAUUUAAGUGGCACUAAAAUGUCAGCUAUGUAGAUAAUACUUAUGCAGCCUGCGAAAAAAUUAUGGUAGCUCUCACAUUUUGGCAAGCUCUGACCAUUAUUUUGCAUUUGAAUUAAUUUUUUAUUAAUUAGUUUAUUUUGUUAUACAAAUGUGGUUCUGUUUUAUGUUUUUUUUCAGUUUUUGUUUCUUUAAAAAAUUUAGUUUAUUCUAUAACAAAGGACAUAUUAAUCCAAGUUUUAAAUAUUGUAAAACAUUCAUAAAAAUUCGACAAUUUUUUAUCAAAAUUUCAAACUUUUUAAUCGGAAUUGAAAAAAUUAAGUGCACAAUUUGGUAGCUAUUAAAUUUUAGUAUAAGAUGGCGCAAAAUUAAUCAUCCAAUUUCGUAUUUGAAUAACUUUUUUACUAUAUACAAAACUUAUUUUGAGUAAUUGAAACGUCUAUUGUGACCUUUACGCGCUCCAUUGCUUGUCUGUUUUAAUACAGCAGCCCUUUAGCCCACAAGUGUCAAAUACCUAUGAUUGACGUACGACGCCAUUUGCAAUUAUUAGACAUAUUGCGAUUGGGUGCAUAUUUAAUGUGUAGUCUGCAUAUCAACGUGCCGCUAUUCGGCGCAAGUCUCUUCACUCACUUCCUCCUCCUCCAAUUGCAUUAAAUGAGAGUGCGAACCCAGAGCAAGCAACUCGAAAACAUCAAUUUGCCUACGCCAAAAAUAUUUGCUGAACAACAACAAUCAAUGUUGUAGUCAAUGAUAAAGGAAAUUGCUGCUCUUAGAGCUGAUACUGCGCAUGUGUUUGACGUGAUCAAUGCACUGCGUAAAAAUAAAGCGCGCUUAACAAGCAAAACUGAAUUUCUUCAGUUGGAAAUUCACUCGCUGUAGAGUAAGUAAGCUUCGCAUUGAUGAGUUGACUUCGUCAAUUACUCUUCUUACUGCGAAAGUUAAUUGUUUGCGAGAAAAUGCUGUAAAGAACUGCAAUUGCACAUGUGUGUAUCUACAGCCUAAUGUUGAGAAUCAGACGGGGAGCGGUAAUAUCUCUCCUCCACUUUGUGCAGGAAAGUUUGCAUUUGUAGCUGCUCGUGCUUUUACUACUAAUAUUAUGCACCCAACAUCUCCUGCUACUGCUGUUAGUACAAUUCUCUUUCUUACUUUUGUUGCUGCUGCUGCUGCUGUUACUAAUAAGAGGAAUAAUUUGCCGACUGCCGAAUCUGCCGUAUGCUCUGUUCGUGUCUCUCGAAUUAGCGGUAUUGCUAAGAGCUCGGGCGUUGUGAUCAAUGACAAAAUUGUAGUUGGUUUUUGAAAAUUCUGUUUUCCCUCUAAUAGUGUUGCGCCUUCUCCAUUAAAAAAAAACGUUCACAGCACGGACAACGAAAAAAAUUAUAAAAAAUCAACUAGCCUUCACAGCAACUUCAAACUAGCACUUUCUUGUAAUAAAAUUUAAGAACUUAUAAAACUGCAUACCAAAUUUUUUUCUAGAAAUUCGAAUUAAAACAAAGUUUAUGGAUCUGUUUAAUUUUUGUAUAAAUUUUUAAAUUUGGAUUUAUAAUAUUUCUGUUAAGCAAUAAGCUGUAGUUUAUUAAAACUAUAAUUGCAAAACAACAACUUAGUCAAAACUGAUAAAAAAGUUGUGGAGUCAUAGUUUUUUCGCACGCUGUAUGUACGAGUCCAUGUACUUAUAUGUCUAUAUAUGUGUAAUAUUAUUUUAUUGCUGCUCUUUAAAGUUGUGGUUCACAGUAUUUUAAUCGAAAUCCUUUACUAAUUUUUUCAACUAAAGCAAUGUAACUAAAUACUAAAUAAGUAGAUAAUAAGAAAAGAUACAAAAAAUACAAGAUAACAGAUAUUUAAGGAAAUGGAAUUUCGAACAAAACACAAAAUGUAAUCAAAAUGAAAAUGAACUUACCAAAUUGUACUUAAAGCCCAAAGAAAUGUAGAUAUAUAUAUAUGUGUGUGUAUGUAUUUAUUAGCGUGAAACAGCUUUAGUAGUAACGGAAACUCCGCUGCUGCUUUCGAACUUUUGAGAAUUUAUUUCGUUAAUAUCCUCGAUAAUACUGAGUACCAACAGUUAGUACUGAUAGGCGCGUUCAUCACUCUGUGCUAUGCGCUUUGAUGUUGUUCCACAUAUCGAGAGAGCUACAGCUUUACGUCCCAUCUGAGAAGAAGCUUUUUCAUUGCAGAGAUGCUCUCAGAAGUUUCCUAUUGCUAGCGGAGGAGAAACCACUAUUAGAGAAACUGGUUUUACGUAAAACUUGUUUAAUUUAUUUGUAAUAAUUUAAAAAUUAAAUAAAAAUAAAUGUAAUAAAUUAGUUUAAAUUAAAUGCAUAAACGCAGUACUAGCCGGUUAUCUAAAAAAUAAAUAAAAAUUCGAAGUGAACGUCAAUGAAAAAAUUAAAGCAAUACAAGGAAUUGGUACUUAAUUCCCAUUAUUGUUCUUGCUCUACUGCAGCUACCCUGGCCGUGCCUUGGUAUCUAACUUAUGAUGAUAUCACUAUUCCGUUGCAGAAUUAUAGAAACACACAGUUUUAACAUUUUAAUUUUUUCUUAUUUAUUUUAAUUUUUUUUUCUUUUUAUAAAAAUAUAGUUCAUUUUUUGAAAAACUCACAUAAAAAAGUUUCAAACUUUCUAAAACUAAAACAAAAGUUUAAUACAAUUUUAAUAUUUUUAAUCAGUAUUUCUAAAAAAUUUUCAAGCAUGCAGUUAUAAGUCCAUUGAAUUUUAAUGCAUUAAAGUGCAAGUUAAAGCGGCUCUAAAAUCGCGUUCACGUGCCACGCAUUCGUUAUGUGGAGAAAAUGCGUAAUACCGUCAGGGCAAAAAAAAAUUUGCAAAAAUAAACGAGAAUUUUUUUGUGAUAAUUGUAGAUCUUGGAAUGAACUAGAAGUGAGCGAAACUCUUGAACACCUUCUAUGUUCUUGCCCUGCAUUAGCUAGAACCCGAAUGAAAUGUUUAGGAGCUCUUCAAUACGAGAUGUUAGAAUGUCUAAAGGGUUAGAGCUUCAGAGUUUACUUAGAUUCACAAAAGACGUAGGCUUAUUACAAGAAGCCUACUACAAGGAAACGUAAGGGUCAAGCUCCAUCUGGUACCACUGAGGACGAAUAGGUCUAUGUGAUGGCUUUCAGCCAGCCAAUCUAACCUAACCUAACCAAAGAAAAUUUGAGCUAUUAGAAACGUGCACUUUAUUAUGCUAAAAUUUAAGGGAUACAAAGCUGUGCACCUAAUUUCGUUUUUAUAAUUCUGUAUAAAAAUUUUGUAGCGUGGACAUUGAUUUGGUUUUUCUUAUGAACUGUGGUUUUAUAAAAAAAAAUUAACUGAUAUAAAAAAUUAAAAUAGUGAAAACUUGUCAAAAUGUGGGGUGGUUCGAUAAUUUUACAACGGGGGUUAUAUCGAUGUUUUCCCGUUGCGCGUGAGAUCUACUGCUGCGCGUUACAGUUGGUGAAGUGUCAGCAGUGAUCAAGAUUUCAUUUUAUUUAUUCGCACUUUUCUUUUUUAAUGGGAGCUUUUGAGAGCUUUUAAGAGUUUGACCACUUGAAGUAAUAAUACAAAGCAGAAAUAUUCGUGGAAUUAAUUGUUUUUAUAUUAUUUUUUUCAUAAUCUGGUAGAUCAUUUCAUGGCAUUUAUUUUCUUUUUAAUCCGAUAUCCGUCAUAUGUCUGCUGUGGCUACGAACUACAUGGUCUAUUCGAUCAGUUAAAUUUUUGACUACUUUCUCCAAUAAAUCUAAAUAGUAAACCUAAAUGAGCCCAAUCAGUAAAAAUUCGGCGCAAACGAUGGUCGUUUAGCUUAAAUUCUUGCACGAACUGUGUUUUAUAGGCACGUAAGCCAUGAUCCUUACCUCAAAUUUUCCGCGUAGUCAAAGAACAAAGGCCAACAAGUUGAAAAGGACGACGAAUCGACAUUUCGGCCUCUACUUCAGCACUUCACUCUAAAAACUUCGCGAACAGAUUUAGUUUUUUCAUUACAAUUUGGAAGCGUGAAUUAUUCAUGAUGACUUACAAAACCUUACUGAAUGGAAAUGUCAACACAAUUUGACAUUCUCAGCUAUCAAAGCAUAGUUAUCGAUGAUAGAAUAGAUAAUAUACAUCUUUUUACUUUUACAUUUUUCUUCGCACUUAACGGCUUCUGCCAGGUUCAACCCGGGUGCAUACAAUUAAAAUAGGGACGAAAAGCUGCAUUAUAAAAACGACUGCUUUUAGUUGGCAUAUAAUUUUUAACUCUCGUCGUGCAGACACACACAACAGAGGCAGUUGCAAGCCAAAUAAAUGGUAAUGUAAACGGCUCAUUAUUCAAACGCAAUCGAAAAUUCCCAAAUAUUAGUUUGGGGAAAAAUAAACCCGUUAUUUUCUCCGUAGUGAUCGAUUUCUCGUAAAGUAUCGAUCAAACAAUUUAAAAGUUCAUGACCGUUGUCAAGGUGACAUUUCACACUAAAAAAAUUAUUUUGCUGCUCUUUGUUUGUGUCAUUCAUUUGUGAGCUACAGGGUGUUAACAAUGGAAGUCAACAAAGAGGAAAUUCGGUACUUUUACUCUUUUCCUUUGCUAAAAGUGGAAAUGCAAGUCGAAUGCGAUCGACCAUAAAACAGUUUUAAACCAUUUGCGCAAAAAUGUUACGCAAAAAUAAUGGAUUUCUUUUCGCCCAAACGAAUAUUACCCAAAUAAAAAUGUAGAAUACGAUUUAUAAUUAGAUUUUGAAAUGAAUUUUUUUUUUUCACAGUUGAAUUUAAGAGAUGUCCUUUUCUGAAGAUGAGUCCCAUAACAUUUUUUUUUUUGUUUUUUCAAUAAAAGAAACGCCCUUUUUCACAUACAUACAUAUGCAUUUAUAAAAGUUUAGGUGAUUCACUUAGGCGUCGUAAGUAUCAAACGUUGACUUAUGUGGUAGAGUUUCUAACGGUUCAACAAAUAUUCAGUGGAAUCAAAACCACAACCAACUAGAGGGUGGCACAAAAUUAAUCAACCUAUCGAAAGAUUUAUAAUUUUUGCAAAUGGUGUCGUACGUCAAACAUAUUUGACACUUGUGAACUAUACUCAUACAGCUGCAGUACACAAACAGUCAAGCAAUGGGGCACGUGAAGGUCACAAUAGAGCUUGCUAUCGCUUAAAAUUACGUUUUUUUUUUUAUUUUCUUAUUUAGUAAAAAAGUUAUGCAAAAACAAAAUCGGAUGAUUCAUUUUGCGCCACCUUGUAUAUAUUUUUUUUAUUGUGUGACGAUUCAUACCAUGACUUGUACGGUACCUAGCAAGCCCCUAAAUAUAUUUUUAGCCAUUAAAAGUUUAUGACAAACAACAAUACGAGCUUGUGAAUACCCCAAUUGUGUACUGACUUGUUAUGAGUUUUAAUACUAUGUAUAUGCAAAAUGAAAAAUACUACCUACCUACCUAGACAUACACGCUAUUCAUAUGAAAAAGUAUAUUUAAGUUGUGUAAAAAAAGUCAAAGCAAUAAAGAGA
Molecule: messenger RNA, 10380 nt
Organism: Anastrepha ludens (Mexican fruit fly)
Lineage: Eukaryota; Metazoa; Arthropoda; Insecta; Diptera; Tephritidae
Gene: ktub
Product: protein king tubby
Exons: 5
Coding region: 8-1495 (495 amino acids)
Biological process (GO): protein localization to cilium
Cellular component (GO): cilium
Source: RefSeq, a predicted model, not a curated record